This is a messenger RNA of Acanthochromis polyacanthus (spiny chromis), 6143 nucleotides long. RefSeq names its product plectin-like. Gene Ontology annotation, cellular component: cytoplasm; intermediate filament; cytoskeleton. Gene Ontology annotation, biological process: wound healing; skin development; intermediate filament cytoskeleton organization. The record is from RefSeq and is a predicted model, not a curated record. Gene Ontology annotation, molecular function: structural molecule activity. NCBI's taxonomy places the organism in Eukaryota, Metazoa, Chordata, Actinopteri, Pomacentridae. The transcript has 2 exons. Bases 816 to 5849 code for a protein of 1677 amino acids.
AUUUAAUUAUUUUUUUCCCCUCCUUUCUACAUUUCAACUGUUUCAUGCAGCUCAUUUUCAGCUCUUGGGGCUAUUUGGGUUCCCAAUAAAGUAGUGCCAGUUUAACUUUGCCUCGUUUGCAUGGUUCCUAGGAUUUCUCUUCAGCAUCAACAUGUUUUACUACCUCAUGCAAUCGUAAAAAUGCCUACAGUGUUUUACUCCUUAUGCACCUGGACUUCUUGCCUGCCUGCCUCCAAGGAUCAUAUCUCUGGUGAUAUACAUGUUGGCCAUCUCGUCAUGAGUCAAGAUAAUUUGCUUCAUUGCGAGAAUGAAGCAAAUAAAAUGCAGAAAAGCAGUGCAUGUCUGCAAGUAUAGUAACGCUCUGCUGGUGAUGGUGACUUGCUGGGAGGAGACGGCUUUUAUUUAUUCUUUAGCUAAAACUUUUUGUCAUGUUGUUCCCACAGUAGUAACAAAAAGAGAAACCUCUCCAGGACUUUGUGUAUUGGCACUGACAUAUUUCCAAACGUAUUUGCUAAAAAUUUAAAGCGGUGCAGUGAUCAAAUCAGUGCUUUCGAAUUAAUUUUAAAACACCUAGCAUUCUCUUGAUAAAUGUGAUGUUUACAGUGUUGAACCUUUCACAAUAUCACGUUUUCCCCUUUUACAAAAUUAGACAUUGCUGAAAUUGCAAAUUUCUGGAGAGGUUGCAUUUAAAUAUUAAUGCAGUUAUUUUUGCUUUUUUAAAUUAAAUGUGAAGCAUCAAAUGACUUAUUCUUUUUUGCAUCAUACAGAACAGAAGGGCUUUUGAAAGAUCAGAGAAUGCAAAAUGGACAGAGAGCAUGGAGCUUCGAAAAGCUACAGGGGAAGUAGAGAUUAGUCACCUUAAGCAGCAGGUCCAGGAACAGGAGGCUUUGCUCACUGAAAGACAAGCACAGUUGGAAACGUUGGAAGGUGAAAUAGAAACGCAACAGAAAACGAUUGAGGAUCUUAACUUUCAGAAAUCACAGCUUGAGCAUGAUGUUAAUCAGUAUCGCACUAAGUUAGAGAUAGCGGUUAAAGACAAAGCUGCCAGUGAGCAGGAGUUAAAGCAGACAAAGCUGUUCAUCAAGCAGUCAGAGGCCAAUUGGUCUUCGACUCAGAAGAAACUAGAGGACCUGUUGAAGAAAACAAAUGAUAAGCAAGUUCUUAAUACACACAGUCCCAAACUCAAAAAAAUAAAUGUGGAGGAAGUUGGCGGUAACUCUGAGAAGGAGCUGGAAAGUCAAAUUCAGGCCAGAAAGAAUGAUCUGGCUCAGCAGCCUUUCGUGUCAGACAGCCAGGCAGCAGUCGACAGCGAGCCUGAGUCAUCUGCAGACGGCAUGAUGUUGGAUGUGCUGCAGCAGAAACUAGAGGAGCUGGUCCUGGUCCAGAAAAAAGCAGAAAUGGCUGAGGAGAAAGCACAAAGUUACAAAAAGCUGUUGGACGACAGCAAUAACCGACUGAGGAAACUUCAGAUGGACAUGGAAGCUGAAAGGGUCCACAUGAGGCAGAAAUCAGAGGAUCUCCAGCAGGAAAUACAGAACUUGAAGAAAUCCAUCAAUGACCAUCAAGAAGAAAGCAGAUCGCUCCAGAGAGCAAAGGCCUCAUUAGAACAAACCACUUUCUUCCAAAGCACUGAAGUAGAAGGCCUUAAAGAAAAACUAAAGAUCACCCAAGGAGAGCUGCAGAAGAGAAGCUCCUUUGAGCAGGAAAACAGUUACAAGAUUAACAGUUUAGAGGAAGAGAUAACUUCCAAACAGACCAUAAUAGAUCAGCUGAAAUCGAAGUGCAGUGAGCUGGCAAGGAUAAAUGUCUCCUCUGACAGUGACAUUAGAGGUCUUCAAGUCCAAACAGAGACAUUAGAAAAAGAGAGAUCAGUUUCUGAACAAAAGAUCAAGUCCUUAAAGAGAGAGAUGGAAAGCUGGAAACAGCAACUGCAUACAGCCACAGAAGAAAACAUGCUUAUGAAAAGAUCCGAGCAGGCAAUGCAGCACAAAUGUAAAAACCUUGAAGCAGAGCUCCAGAAGAGUGAUUUAGUGGUUGAACAACUACAGAAAAAAAUAGAUGAGUUCAAACUGAUAAAUAUGGAGAUGGAAGAGAAUCUGAAGAAUAUGAGAGCUAAACUUGAUCAGGUGAUGAUGGAAAUUAACAGCAAGGAUCAGCAAAUUAAAAUCUUCCAGUCUCAGGUAGAGAGCAGCAAAUCACAGGUCCGAAUUAUCGAGGAGGAGCUCAAUAAGAAAUCUCAGACCUCCCACGAGCUUCAGAUUCAACUGCAGGACUACAAUGAGGAGGUAAAGAAAACAGCUGAACUGCAGCAAAAAAUCAAAACCCUCAAUUCCAAUAUUACCAAUUAUGUGACAGAAAUGACGACUCUGAAAUUAGAACUGAAGUCAGUGUUUGCUGAGAAAAACGUAGCGAAUCAAAAACUCCAAAUGCAACAAGAUGAAAUCAGUGAUUUGAAAGCAACGCUGGAUCAGAAAAAUGUAGAACUGCAAAGAGAAUCUUCUGAGAGUCAGAAACAUCUCGGUAAAGUCAAAGCAUUAGAGGAUGAGCUUUUCCAACAUCAGAAUAGUAUUAAAGGGUUAACUAGCUGCUCAGAGAAGAUCACAGAAAACCUUAAGCAGGAAAUCUACACUCUUCAGAAUGACAAGAGAGCAACAGAAAGGAAAGUAGAGAACUUAAAUAUGAAACUUUCAGAACUAAGCUCUUCUUUACAGAGAUCAAAAGAUGAGUUGAAUAAAGAAACCAAAGAAAAACAUUUCAGAGAAUCCAAAAUAAUGCAGCUAGAGACUGAGCUUCAGAGAAAUAAAGUAUCUAUGAAAGAAGUGAUGUGUAGUUCUGACAAGUCCCAAUCAAAUCUACAAGAGAAGGCGAUCCUGAAGAGAGAGAAGGCUGAGGCACUUGAGGAAAUCAUCUUGUUGGGAUCUGAAGUCCGAGUCCUGAAAGAUGGGCUGCAACGUGCCCAAACAGAAGCUGAGCAAAAGCAAAAAGAGAACUCAGUUCUUCAGCUGAAGUCCCAGCAGAUGGAAGAGCAACUGGAGAAGUGCAAGAAAAUGCUGGAGGAAUUAAAGAGCAAACUGGAACUUCAGAAAGAUGGCUAUGAGAGGCAGCUCAUGCUAGUGCAGACAGAAAUAGAGAAAAAACUUAUUCUACUGCAGUCUGAAGUCACAAAUACAAGUGAGGAAUCCAACCAGCAGUCACACAGUGCAGAUCUAGCAGAGAUGUUUAACAAGUGUUUCAAACAAGAUGUGAAACAGCUUAGAACAGUCCAUCAAACCACAGUGGAGGCAAGGCUGCAAACGGAACACUCGCAGCAACUGCAGAUCAAAAUGGACAAACUGCAGCAAGAGAGAACAAAGCUCGUGCAGGACUUGUCAAAAGCAAGAUCAGAAAUCGUCCAACUUGAGGAAGAUAAAAUAAAGUUAAUCUCAAAAGUCAGUGCUUUACAGAGAGUCUGCAAUGUACAAACUAAGGAAUCAACAACGAUUGAGAAGCAGUUAUCGGAUAGUGAAAGGAAGCUGACUCUGAAAGAAAAUGAAGCAAGAUCUCUUCGGGAACGAAUAGAAUCGUACAUCAGGCAGGUUCAAAAUCUUCAGGAAAAGCUUUUGAGAUUUGAAGUGAAAGGUUCUGAAACUAGUCAUCAGUAUGUGAAAGAGAACAAGGCUGAUUUAUUGAAGACAGACGUUACCAUGACGCAGCAAACAGCAUCCUCAAACGAAGCUGCAAAACGCAACACGGAGGACAAAAUUCUCAAAAUGAAAGAUUCCUCAGAGAUGGCAACAAUGGGCAAAGAAAAUAUUCUUGAAGGAAUUAAACAAGACAAAACAGAAGUUCUUCACAGCCAAAGUCUUCAACAUGACUCACCAACAAAGAAAGCAUUGAAUAACUCUUCCCAUCAAACCCUCAACCUCGUACAAAAAGACGUCCAAAAUGUGACUUACCAGAGUUAUGUUAAGUCUGAUUUGUCCAGCAGUGUGACAGCACAUGGAUACAUGGCUCUGUGUGGACAAACAGACCAACUGAAAUCCAAUGAAACUAACACCAGUAAGACAAGAAGGUAUCAAAUCACAGAAAUCUGUGAAACAAUAAACACAUCAGAGACGACUACAACAAACCAUGAUGGAAAACUAAAUAUGACAUAUUCAUCUUCCCAAAAGCUCCCAGAACUUAAAGGGACUACAGAUAUUCAACACUUGAUCAGGUUUAGGCUCUUGGAUGAAGAGGUUUUGCGAAAGUUAGAGAUGGGCCUCAUCACAGUGCAGCAGGUGCAGGCAUCACUUGCCCAGUACGUCGGCAAACCCACUGCUAUUGCUGGAGUUUAUGUGGAGUCCAGCAAGAAAAAGAUAUCCUUCCUCGAGGCUGCUGAAAAGGGCUUCCUAGCAAAGACGUAUGCAGUCGAGUUUCUGGAGGCUCAGGCUGCAACAGGAACCCUGACAGAUCUGACCACAGGAGAAACCCACUCAGUUACUGAGGCACUGGAGAGAGGUAUCAUAGACAAAAGCCUGAAAAAUAAACUGCUGGAGGCUGAGAAAGCCAUUAGUGGCUAUAUCCAUAAGGACAAACAACUGUCUGUGUUUCAGGCAAUGGAGGAGAGAGUUCUCGAUAAAUAUAAAGGCAAGAGGAUCCUUGAAGUCCAGGUUGCUACUGGAGGCCUGACAAACCCAGAGAUUGGUGUCAGGGUGCCUGUUGGUCUUGCUGUUGAACAGGGUCUUUUGAACAAAGACACUCUGCAGAGUCUGUACGAUCCGGUCAGUAACCCCAAAGGUUUCCACAAUCCUGACACUGGACAGAAAGCAUACUACUCUGAAAUCCUCAAGACAUGCUUGUACGACAUCGACAGUGGUGUGUUCCUCUUUCCAUUUGGUGAAAGACACAUAACAAGCACAUCUCCAACGAGUUCUCAUAGAGUGUCAGUUGUCAACAGCAGCUGUGGCACCGAAAUGUCAGCAUACGAAGCAUUCAAGGGAAAACACAUUGACAGAAAGACGUAUCUGUUUCUGUCACAGCAGGAAAGCAACUGGCAGGAAAAGUCCACAGUGGACCAAAAUGGAACCCAACUUCAUGUCAUCACUGAUUUCAAAAGUGGCCGUCAACUUUGCCUAGAGUCUGCUGUAAGCCAGAGGUUUCUUGAAUCUUCUGAGCUUGAAAACUAUCGCAGUGGUCUUCUUAGUAUCUAUGAGAUUGUGGACAUCAUAUUUUCCAGGAUGGUUGUUGUGGAAGAUGUCAGUAGCCCCAUUGCUGGUUUCUGGGACACCACUCAGAAGAAGAGGCUCUCAAUUCUUCAAGGUUUUCAACAGGGCUUCACCGAUAGAGCCACUGCUUUGAGGCUGUUAGAGGCUCAGGCCUGCACUGGAGGUAUUUGUAUCCCCUCCUCUGGGGAGAAAGUUAGUCUCUCCGAGGCUCUCAAAAGAGGUCUUUUAGAUGAGACACUGAAUCAGCAGCUCCAACAGUUUGAGCAGGCAUUUAAUGGCAUUAUUCACCCGAAGACUGCAAAGAGUUUGUCCAUACCCCAGGCCGUUCAGGAAAAUCUCUUCCCGAAAGAAGCUGGUUUUCGCUGUAUUGAAUUCCAGCUUCUGACCGGAGGUCUGAUAAAUCCUGACACUCAUGAUAGAGUCUCACUUGAAGAAGUCAUUCAGAGCGGCCUUGUUGACAAAGUUACCGCUGCCGUACUCAAAGAUGAGAAGUUCCAGACCAAAAGCCUCACUUGUCCAAAGACCAAGAGAAGAAUCACAUUCAGAGAGGCACUUGAAAGAAGCGUGUACGACUGCCACACUGGAUUGAGGUUACUGGAGGCUGCAAAAAUUCAUGGUUUCGGAGCCAAAUCAACAUUUCACUAUGUUUGGGCAUAUAAAUAAACAUUUGUAAAUAUGUGGGUGUCCAUAGCAUAAAAACAAAACAUGCAGAUAGAAAUUCCUUUGGUUUUGUUUGGCUGUCACAUUAGCUUCAUUUGCCAGUUUGUUUGUUUUUUGUUUCUUACGUAUUUGUAUACUGUGGUUGAUGCAACUAACAAUGUUUUUUUUUUUCAGUUUUGCUGAUAUUACCCUGAUUGUCAUUGUAUCGACAUACCAAUCGUGCGUGUUUUUUGUUUGUUUUGGGGUUGUUUUUUUGCAGAAAAGUUAACUAUCUUGUCAACAAUCCAUCUGCUUUAA